CUGUCUGUCUCUCUAUCCAUCUGUUGGUCUCCCUCCAUCUGUGGAGGGGGACAGAGGAAUGAAAAUCUGCAAUCAUGAUGGAAGGACUGAAAAAACGUACCAGAAAGGCCUUUGGGUUACGAAAGAAAGAGAAGGAUACAGAUUUCACGGGCUCACCUGACAAAGAUGGAGUAAGUGCGAGAAAGAAAAAGACCAACGGGGCUCCAAAUGGCUAUUAUGGGGAGAUUGAUUGGGAUCGAUAUGCAACUCCAGAUGUGGAUGCUGAGGGCUUCAGUCUCAGACCCGGAGAAGAGGGGGAAACAGCUCCCAAAGGCAAGCAGCACUUCUUGUCCUCCAGCGACUCGGAGGACGAGGACGACAAGAGGAAGUUCAAGAUCAAGAUCAAGCCGUUGCCUUCCGACACUGCCAAGUGUGCCGUCCCAUCUAUGGACGAACUGAAAGCUUCAGUUGGGGGCUUGGCUCUAUCUCCCUCUCUGAGGAGAAGUCCGAGACGCAGCCCGGGCUCGAUAAAGAGACACCUGUCUUGUGAGGAGAUUGCCAGACCCAGACGCUCCACCCCUACGCCAAGCCCCGCCCCCGAGACACAAAGUGAGAGAGUAUCCCAGAGUCGCAGAGCAUCCCCAGCUUUCUACGGGCUUCCUCCGGAGAAGACCUCUGAGGCACGCAGAUAUGAUAGUAACAGAAAUGAUGGUGAAGAGAUUGCCAGACCCAUACGCUCCACCCUUACGCCAAGCCCCGCUCUCGGGACACAAAGUGAGAGAGUAUCCCAGAGUCGCAGAGCAUCCCCAGCUUUCUACGGGCUUCCUCCGGAGACGACCUAUGAGACACACAGAUAUGAUAGUAACAGAAAUGAUGUGGUCUGCAUAGAGGCCGAUGCAUGGUGUGACUCCAGACCAUACCCUGACUCCCCUCUGACCAGAUCCUUUCCCACAGGAGCUCCUCCUCCACUGCCUCCCAAGAACAUCCCAGCAGCUAGUCAAGGCUAUUCUUUGACGGAUUCUUCCGCUGAUUUACCCAAUGGGAGAAUAGUCCCAAGCCCCAACCCUAUCUACCUGAAUGUCCAAUCCCCAGCCUCGUACAGAGGUUCCCCUGUGCCUGACCUGGAAAAUGUGUUCGGCCCCAUGGAAUCUUCCCAGACCAGUGAGGACAGGGCCUCGCCCCGAUGGAUCAGCUUCAACAGCGAGAGACCGCCCCCACCAGACGAACCGGCCCCGCCUCCGCCCUCUGCCUCUCCUCCUUCCGACUCGCCCCACUCCCUCUCCUCCACCCCAAACUCCCCUUGCCUCUCCCCGGGCCCCCCUCCGGAUGAGCCUCCCCCCCCGCCGCCCUUCUCCUCUCCCCCCGACUCUCCCAUCUCCAUUAUCUCUAUUCCUCCUCCAGAUGAACCCGUUCCUCCCCUGCCUCCCGACUUCUCUCCCGCGGACUCUCAGCCAUGCAUCGGCAUCGAUCCUGGUCUGUUUUUGGAUGAUGAGAUACUGGGGUACCCUCCUGCUCCUUCUGGCUUACUGGAAUACUCCCCUGCCCCAACCAGUCCCAUCCCUCCCUCCCUGCCUGUGGAGCGCUACCCUCGGACGGGUGUCCCUUCCCCUCUGGCGUUCCUGAGGGAGGAGCAGCCUGACUAUAUGGCCUCGCCCCUUGGGCUGACCCCGGGCUUCAGGGGCACGCCGCCCCCACUCCCCCCGCUCACCUACAGGUCCAUGGUAUCCUCCCCUGGACCCUGCCCAGGCAGCAGCCCCUCCUCUCCAGCUCGUCCUUCCACGCCCCUGUCAGGAGGCAGUCCAAUCCCUCCCCCUCUUCCUACAAGGCCUUCCUCUCGACCCAAACUGCCCCCUGGGAAACCAAUAGGAGACCUGACUCGACCCUUCAGCCCCCCAGUCUCCGGCAGCCCCCCUCCCUUCGCCCCCCUGGCCCGGGCUGAGAGUUCCUCCUCAAUCUCCUCCAUCACCUCAUUGAGCGCAGGCUCCACCCCCACCCUGGGGAGAGAACUCAACAUAUCCACCACAGGAUGCUCCAGAGGACCCAGCCCACUCACCAUGGGAGCCCAGGACACUCUGCCUGUGGCGGCUGCCUUCACCGAGACCAUCAACGCCUACUUCAAAGGAGCCGACCCCAGCAACCGGCAAAGCGACCCUCAUCAGAAUAAAUGCAACAAGUGUGUGGUAAAGAUCACUGGGGAGAUGGUGCUGUCUUUCCCUGCGGGCAUCACCAGGCACUUUGCUAGCCACCCGUCUGCCCCUGUGCUCACCUUCAGCAUCAGCAACUACAGCCGGCUUGAGCAGGUCCUCCCCAAUCCACAGCUACUGUGCUGUGACACCACCAUGUCCAAUGUGGACACCAAGGAAUUCUGGGUAAAUAUGCCAAACCUGAUGAGCCACCUGAGGAGAGUGGCUGACCAGAAGCCUCAAGCAACCUACUACAAUGUGGACAUGAUCAAAUAUCAGGUGGCAGCCGAUGGGAUCCAGUCGACUCCCCUGAACCUGGCAGUGAGUUGGCGUGGCGACGCCACCAGCACGGAUCUCAGGAUAGACUACAAAUACAACAUGGAGGCCAUGGCCGCCCCCUCACCCCUCCACAACAUCCACUUCCUGGUCCCUGUGGACGGGGGCGUGCACAAGCUUCAAGCCAUGAUCCCCACUGCUACCUGGAAACCAGAGCAGCAGAAAAUUCUAUGGAAGAUACCAAGCCUUUCCCAGAGGUCUGAAAAUGGAGGAGUGGGGGCUCUACUGGGUAGGUUCCAGUUGACAGAGGGUCCCAGUAAGCCGUCCCAGUUGGCGGUGCAUUUCACCAGCGAGGGCAGCACUCUGUCAGGCUGUGACAUCCAGCUGGUGGGGACUGGCUACAGGCUCUCGCUGGUCAAAAAGAGAUUUGCUGCAGGGAAAUAUCUGGCGGACAACUAGUCACCACUGUUGUAAAAUGACACCCUUUCACUCAUACAAUGGCUUUUGAUUGUGAGGAUGAUGAGAGUCUACUACGGAUUCCUCAUUCAAGCUACCAACUGAAAAAACAACUGAAACCUUACACUUGAGCAGGGAAGGGUGGACGAUGGGAUAGAAGUAACAACAGGAUGUGAUCUAAUUCACAAAGCUGACUGGAGUAUCACUUUGUUUUAACACGCUCAAUACAGUAGUCUCACUGUUGGGGUUUAUGCAAGUAGUACAGCCCUUUUCCGUUCUGUGCACCUUGAGGGUUGUCGAGGCAAAGAUAAUGAAUUCAACACUUACUUUUAUCAAAGUAAUUUAUCAUUGGCACCGCAUACAGUAAUCCAGUUUCAUUUGUGAGAAGAAACGUGUGAAUGGGUGAUGGUGGAAGAUUCACUGGACAGAUUUAUGUGAAAAGAUAGAUACUGUUAACAUUCAUUGAUAAUUCAAUAGAUUAUGAAAAUAACUCCAUUCGCUAUGAUGACAUUUAGAAUUGUAUUAUUUUAUGCUUUUUCUUUUUUCAUUUCUCGGGUUUGUAAAACUAAUAUUGUACCAGCUGGUACUGUACCAGCAGGUUGAGGCCCACAACUUGGAGUCAAUGUGGAAACAACAUUAUGUAUGUGGUGGUUGUGUGUUUGCUGGGAGGUCAAGUGGUUAAUGUAAUGGUACACAUUGUUUACCUGAUUUGUGGAUGACAAAAACAAAGCAGGCUGCCUUACAGGCUGGAUAGUAGAGUUGCCUUGGACCAGAGAAAUGACUGAUCUGUUUGUCCCUUAAGAGUUGUGUCCAUCUCCAGGAGGCCUAACCAAGCAAAACUGGUUGAAAUGACAUCAUUACAAUGAGAAACUGUUUGAAAUUACGCCGAAACUGGUUGAAAUUCGUUCUUUAUGGCGUCAAUUCAACCAGUUUGAACCAGUUUGGCCUCACUGGGAAGUAUAACCGAAGAACAUCAACGAAGAUGGAAAAAGUGCUACAAUAAUUAUUUAUCCAAAAUAGAAUACUAAUGAACGUAUAUGUAAUGGAAGCCCCUAAUGUCAUGUUUCUUUUGUUGUUAUUUUCCACCGUGUGGAGUAAAUAGGUGUUUUAUCAUUUUCCAAUAGCAAUAUAUUGAAAAUCAAUUUGUAAAAAAGUGUAAAUAUGAAAGAUGUUUCCCUUUGGACAUAUGGAUGUUUCUGUGUAUUGUCAAAUAAGAGUUAUGCUAUACGGUGGUGUUAGCCUUCAGAAUACAUAACCAUUUAAAAAAUGCAUAAUUUCAAGUUUCAUUUCGAACAUGGAUUUCUUGUAAUAUACUGUGACUGUCCAUGGUUUAAAAAGAAAACGAACAAAAAAACCUCCAAAGGUACAGCAUGAAAUCUGCGUUACUCAAACAGUUGUUUUUGGUUCCAUUUUAUUUCAAGACAUUAAGGACGCACAGCAGCACACAAUAUGGAGUUGAAGAAAGAGUUGCCUCCUUAUCCGAUGCUAUUCCAACCUAGCCUGGUUAAACGUAGCAUUCAGUCUCGUUUAACCAGGCUAAUUCAGACCUACGCCUUUUAUAUAGUAAGUGUACUAUGUGAUUGCCUUUACUGUAACUUUUAGUCACUUCAUCGUGUUUGACCGUUCACCUAAAGCUUUGACCUUUGGCAUGAAUUCCAACAACAUUGUCACACUUCCAUGAUAUAUUGCAGUUAAUGUCCUCUUGUGUUUUCUCCUGAUUACAGUACAUGGGAUUUUAAAGGUGAACAACAGGGGGAACAGUCAUUGAUAUGAUCGAUCUAAAUCAUUUUGGUUUAUUACAAGAAUUCAGGGAGAACAUCUCCCGAGCAGAAGCCAAGAGACAUUUCUAAUUCCCCUUCUCCAAGCAGACCCUUAAAUUUGAAUCUGGUAGCACCGAUGUUCUCUAAACAACAGCCAGAGGCUUCUACAAAGUCACGACAAAGGACAGUGACUUUUGCCAGCUGCUACAAAAUCACACAAUGUUCAUCAUUUCAUCAAUAUAAUAUCUGUGUCUCCUCGGCUCCGUGUACCUCCAGUCUGACGUCAAUCAUUAUCAACAAUAUGACUUUCAUACAUAACAUACAGCAUCCAGUCUAGUGACCAUCAACCUGUGAUACAAAGUGUCACAAAUAGAAUACUUGAAAUCAUGUGUAUUACAUAAAAAGGCAACAUAUAAAUAUGUUAAGAAUUGUGUUAAUUACUCUUAACUGAAUAUUAACUUUAUCACACCAACAACAAAUGAUUUUGCAUAACUAUAAUUGUUAUGCUCCUGCCCAUCUCGAGGAGAAAAUGUUUAGUGUAUUAUUUUAUGCAUUUUGACAUCAUUAUAAUAUUAAUAGCCUUACAUUACCUCAGAUGUUGCUACUCAUUUCCAAAUCAAUAUAUUCAAAAGAAGUCACAAACAAUGACAAACAUCGCUUUUUGUCCUUGAUAUUAUCACUAACUAUGGUAAUAUGACUUUUUUGUCCUGGUUGCAAACUUUUAUUUCUUUGUUUGAGCCUUACUGGUCCUUAAAAAAGAACGCACAAAUAUCAAACUUCUCUCCAGAUAUGUAGCAGUAGCAAUUUAUAAAGGUUUCAAUAAUGCUGACAUGUUUUAUUAUUUGCCUUAUUUUGGAUUAGCAUAUUUCCAGCCAGUAAGAGACUUUCUGUAUGUUUUUGUUCUAUGAAAUAUAUUUUUUUCUGUCUGUAUUUUAUUCACUGCAUAGGACACAUUUCAUGUAAACAUUUCAUGUAAAUUUCCCAUCCAAAGAUUUUAAGAGUGAAAAUAUUAAAAAAAUGAAUAUAAUGGUUUACUCGGUAAUAAAGAAUGGGAGAAUAU
Oncorhynchus masou masou (cherry salmon) is the source of this 5714-nucleotide messenger RNA. RefSeq names its product SH3-containing GRB2-like protein 3-interacting protein 1. Gene Ontology annotation, biological process: actin filament polymerization. The record is from RefSeq and is a predicted model, not a curated record. Gene Ontology annotation, cellular component: actin filament; plasma membrane; cytoplasm. NCBI's taxonomy places the organism in Eukaryota, Metazoa, Chordata, Actinopteri, Salmoniformes, Salmonidae. Gene Ontology annotation, molecular function: actin filament binding.